Molecule: messenger RNA, 6777 nt
Organism: Apis mellifera (honey bee)
Lineage: Eukaryota; Metazoa; Arthropoda; Insecta; Hymenoptera; Apidae
Gene: C3G
Product: guanine nucleotide-releasing factor 2
Exons: 18
Coding region: 1320-5060 (1246 amino acids)
Biological process (GO): positive regulation of GTPase activity; Ras protein signal transduction
Cellular component (GO): plasma membrane
Molecular function (GO): guanyl-nucleotide exchange factor activity
Source: RefSeq, a predicted model, not a curated record
GAUAUUACGAUCCUGCCGUGGUGGACGGUCCACCGCAUCAACGGGCCAUCAACGAGAGAACCUUCCUCACCUCUUGCGAUUCUCCUCCUCUUUGACCGCCGGUUGACACGGAGACUCGGCGUUUAAACUCGGCCAGACCUGUUUGGAACACGAUCCGCGGACCAGAUUUACGCUCGACCGUAAGAGACGCGCCGUGUCUAGACGCGACAAUGAAGAAGAGGGAGAAAAAGAUCGCAGGCGAGAAAACCGCCGUGAAAUUUUCCGUCGCGAUUCACGCCUCCGUGCGUCGUCUCAAACAUCUCGAAAGAAGGAAGUGACGAGUUUCAGCGAGUGAGAAAGAAUCGUGUCGUGAUCUUCGAUGUUGGCAAUAUUUCAUUUGUAAAAUGUAUAUAUAUGAGGAUUUGAACAAAUCCAUGUUCGUGUACAUUUUUUGGAAGAAUUAAAGUUUCGUUUCCAAGUGUCGAUCUUCGGUGGAAGAACUGGAUCGUAAUUAGCGGCGCUGCCAGAAUUAUCGAUCUCGAAGAUCGCGGGUGCAUCUAAAUUUGUUUGAAUCAGUGUUGCGCGAGCGGCGGCCGCCUCGACAGACGCGGCGAGUCAUCGCGGCCAAUUAGCAGAGUGGUGGAUAAUUCCAAGGAUCGUUGUUGUUAUUAUUAUUAUUAUCUCGUGUGAGAAGAUUUCGUGAUUUUGUGAUUCGUUCGAGUUUGCUCGAUGUUGCUCGUCCGAUAGCGAUCAUCGAUAAUCGUGUAGCGUCUUCUUGCCAUCCAUUCUAUAAGAACGUUUAUCUCUUGCAUCCGAUCCAAGUAACAAUUAUCGAUCUAAUUAAACGGAGUGAGAAAAAUUUUUACAAUCACCUCGAUAUAUAUGUGUGUGCGUAUCGAUAAAAGUGACACGUUGAACGCGAAAUUCUUUCAAACACUUGCGUCAACUUAUCCAGAGAAGACAGAUAAGAAGUGGAUUUAUCUCGGUGAUUUAACCUUCGGCUUUUUUUUUUAGGUUAGCUUCUCUCGAUUCGGAUAAAAUACAAAAUCCAUUCGGUACAAUUAUAGAUGAUACGAUUAUUUUACAGUAUUAAUUCCAUCCUCUCCUCUAAGUGAAUCCUUCCACCAGUUCGAAAACGUGAAAGCGGUGAGAACUUGGUUCGGUAAUCGUGAAUCGUGUGAAUCGAAUUUUAUUGAACCGAGCGCGCAAGGUGUGCGAUGCCCGUGCAGUGCAACGUGACAAGGAUGAGCGUGCUCGAGAAACCGUGCGCAACGUCGACGAGCAUCCGUCACCGUCUCGAGGAUCUAACGUGAUCGCCGUUUGACGGGGGCGGCGGCGAGAUGCCUCAAUACGACGACACCUUCCUCGACUCGCCGAUCUUCCGCCGGCGCACGCGUAGCUACGCCGUGCACAAGGAGUUCGUGCCGAGCAGCCUCGCCACACCUUUGCUGCUCGCCGUGACCAAUCACGCCAGGACCCUUUCCGGCUCCCUGUCGACCUGCAGCCUGAAAGAAGUCGAGGAGCGGUCGGGCGGGAAGGCGCGCGGCGGUAAACUUGCGCGUCGUGCGCGCUCGUUCAAGGAGGACUUCCUGGAGAAGCUCUCCCACAUGCGUUCUCCCGGUAGCGGCAGCGGGGGCGGAGGAAGCGGGGCGGCCACGAGGGCCGCCUCCCCCUCCUCGCCGCGGACGCCGCGGGACAAGAGCGCCCCCGGGUGCGCGGACGCCACCCUCGACAAGAACCCCCUCCGUGACCUGCACAUCCACGUGCGACAGGUGCAGCUGGCACUGCUCCACUUCAAGGACGUCGUGUUGAAGAAGAAGCUCGAGAUGCUGCCCGGGAACGGCACCAUCAUCCUCGACCACAUCACCACGAUACACACAGUGUUGAAAUCCUACUUGCUCUACGAGAACAGCUCCACUCUGGGAUCAGCGACGAAUCAGGUGUAUCAAGCCCUGGCGCAAUUGUUGAAACUCUGCGACGACGUGUUGCUGCACGGCGACCAGUCCUCCGCGUUGGACACCGAGAACGUGACGCACAUUAUAGGAUUAGUCGAGGACGCGGUGAAAAACUUGGUCGAUCUGGCGAACGAGAAGAUCGCCAACAGACAGAAACCUGCCGCCGUCGCGACGAGUAACAGAACGUCGGGUUAUGGAUCGGAAUUGACGCCACAAAGAAAUUCUUUACCCGAUAUCCCGCUAACCCCGAGGGAAAGGCAGAUUUUAGAGCAGACCGCUGCGACUACUAGUCUGGUCCGUAGUUCGCAUAGUUCAGAGUCGAUUUUAAGGGAUUCUAGUCCACCCCCAAAACCACCACUCCCCGAAAGAACUAAUGUGUGUCUGUCGGAGGAAAAUAGUUCUUCCGGCACGCCCCCUCCAUUGCCACCGAAACGGAGAACGAGGGCUCAACAGUUGCUCGACGAGUCCGAAGGCCUUUUAGCAUCUAGUCUUGACGGUGUCUCCUUACGAAGUAGAUCUCCAGAGGAUUCGUCGUCUCUUCUAAGCGCGUCGGCUGGCAGUUUGGAUUCGGCCCUCAAUCAUUCUCGCGACGAGGAUGAGAUACGGGCGAUCAUGGGACCAAACGAUGACUCUUUGAACGAUAGUAUGGAUCUCAGCCUGAUGGCUACUAUUCAGGGCAUGCAAGUUAAUGGUAGUUCAAACUGUAGUUGCUGGGACGGUUCCGAAACAAAUAUACCAAGUACCAUGUUAUUAGGUCAACAAACUCCACAAGAAGUGCUUCAUCAAUUUACUGGUAUAGAAGGAAAUCGAUUAUCGACCCAAACGCAAGAAUCUGGUUUCGUAUCGAUGCAUUCACAACGAAGUUCAUCCCAAAGUUAUACUACUACUUCCAGUAUAACGUCCAAAAGAUCUUCCCAGCAGAGCAGCAUUAGUUAUAAUUCACAAACGUUCAAUUCUCAACAAUCGUUUUCACAAACAAAACUAUCUUCGGAUAGUAACGGGUCUAUUUUCACUCAGAAGACAAUGACUAGUUCGAAGAGUACUGUUAGCACAAAUAUAUCUGGAAGUGGAGAUUCCGCGAUACUAGAAAAAUUGGUAAAUGAAAUGGAAUCGAUAUCUACAUCGGACGCUAAUGGUGUACCGCCGGCAUUACCAGAAAAACGAUCGAAACGGAGAAAAGAACGUCAGCCAUCGCAGUACGACAAUGUACCUGAAAACGAGCAUUUAUCAACCUGUAGUUUACAUACUAAUAAUGGCGAUAAUCCAGAUGCCAGUAAACCUCCACCACUUCCUCUUAAAAAAAGGCAUAUGUUCCAAUCAGUGGCAUAUUCUGUCAUGGCAUACAUGGAGAUGUUUGGGAAUUGUUCUCACAGUAACAAUGACUUCAUCUCUGGUCUUGGGACCCGCCAUUCAGUGGCAGCUUAUAAUUCAAUGCUAGGUGAAUGGCAAAAUGAUAUGGCCCUUACUACGACACAAUCGUGUUCUUUCAUGGCACAUACUAUGACCACAUUGCACGAUAGUUCAAAUACCUCCAUAACUAUGACACCAUCAGUAACAGAACUAACAAAUAAUUCUAGUCUCCCACCAGCAUUACCACCAAAGAGAUCCCGAUCCAUUAAAUCAAAUGCAACACCUCCACCAAUUUCGCCAAAACCUACCAUUAGCAUGCAAAGUAUACAUACAAUUGAACCAAUCGUAACGUCGACUCCAGUAAAGAUAGAAGAAUCUGGUUGCAUUCAUGAUAAGAAAGAGCUGACACCUUCAACUCCAGUAAAAUUGAAUAACGUUGCCUUAGAUACAAUAUUACCAUCAUCAAGACCAGCUAGUAAUGCUUUAUCAUCGAUAUCUGUUGAUGAUAAUACUUUGGAAUUAAGAGAUAUCGAUCAAGAUGAUAGCAUAUUAGAUGAAUUGGAUAUCAGUAAAUAUUUAGUUUUUAAAAAGCCAGAUGAAGAAGGACCAGAUAUAAGAGGUGGUCAUCCUGAUGCAUUACUAAUUCAUGCAACUAAAGCUAAUAAACACGAUGAGAAGGAAUCAGAUUUUUUGUAUCAAGAAGCAUUUUUAACUACAUAUAGAACAUUCAUGCAACCAUUGGAAUUAAUUCAAAAACUGCAUAAACGUCAUCAGCGAUUCUCCUGUUCUGCUGACGUUGUCAAACAAAGAGCAGCUCGUGAAGCAUUUUCUUUAUUAGUUAGAGCUGUUAGCGAUUUAACUAUGUCUGAUUUGGACGAUACCCUCUUGCAAACUCUAAUGGAAUUCGUGCAACAAUUAGUAUGUAGCGGUGAUCUUACCAUGGCGAAAGCUUUGCGUGUUAAAAUUUUAGAAAAACACGCUGUGAAACAAUUACAAUCUGCACAACCAAUUCUUUCUUCGUUAAGUGUGACAACAAAGCAAGCUUCCCUUCUCGAUUUUAAAAGUGAACAAAUUGCGGAACAAAUGACAUUAUUAGAUGCUGAUUUAUUUAUGAAAAUCGAGAUACCGGAAGUAUUAAUUUGGGCACAAGAACAAAACGAAGAACGAAGUCCGAACUUAACUAGAUUUACAGAACACUUUAAUAAAAUGUCGUAUUGGGCCAGAUCGAGGAUACUAGAACACAGAUUAGAAAACGAAGCAAAAGACAGGGAAAAAUAUGUCGUUAAAUUCAUUAAGAUAAUGAAACAUCUUAGAAAAAUAAAUAAUUUUAAUAGUUAUUUAGCCUUGCUUUCUGCAUUGGAUAGUGCACCUAUUAGAAGACUCGAAUGGCAAAAACAUAUUACAGAAGGCUUAAAGGAAUAUUGUGCUCUUAUUGAUAGUUCUAGUAGUUUUAGAGCUUACAGACAAGCUCUGGCAGAAACGCAACCGCCAUGUAUUCCUUAUAUUGGACUUGUAUUACAAGAUCUUACAUUCGUGCAUAUUGGAAAUAGUGAUCUUUUACCUGAUGGCAGUAUAAAUUUUUCGAAAAGAUGGCAACAGUUUAAUAUUGUUGAAAAUAUGAAAAGGUUCAAAAAAGGGACAUAUUCAUUCAAGAAGCACGAACGUAUAAUAACGUUCUUCAACAAUUUCAGUGAUUUCCUCUGUGAGGAGGCAAUGUGGCAGAUUUCAGAAAGUAUCAAACCACGUGGUGGGAAAAAAGCACAGUCGCAGAACUAGAAUAUAUCUAACCCUUUCACUGCCUGUGUCUCGAAAUCGAAAGGCUGAAUCAGUGAAUUAGAAAUUUAUAUUUAUGGUAUUUAGAUAAAUUUUUAAUUAUGAACUGAAGAAAAAUGAUACAACACUCUAGGGUGGUGAAAGGGUUAGCUAUGUCUAUACCGUUUCAACAGCCUCUGUGAGGUUGUAUUUUAAUUUAUGAAAAUUUAAGUAUUCAAUCUAUACUAAACAAAAGGAAAAAGAAAAAGAGAUUACAAACAAACAUUUAGAUCAAAUUGAAAUUUGAUAUAUUUGUUUUGUUUAAAAAUAUAAAUUGCGUGUAUGGAUAUCGAUUGAAUCGAAACGCGUCGAGACUUUAAUGAAUUGGCUAAGAUCAAUCAUGUCUCAAUGUAUUUUUGUAGUUUUUUUCCUUUUUGCCAUAAAAUAAAUAAGGGAAAAAUUUGCUAUGGAUCUAUGCAACGUAUACUUAAACGAUGCAGCUAUAACGAUGCUUAACAUAGCAUGAAGGGAAAGAAACCCCGCACACAUUAAUUAUAUUCUAUAUAUAUAUAUAUAGAAUAUUCUAUAUAUAUAUAGAAAUAUAUAUGAAAACUAUUUAUUUAUUUGCCUUAUAUCAGCGAUAUGUAAAAAAUAGUAGAUGUCAUUCAUUUCUUUUUUUUUUUUUUUAAUUUAUUUAAGUAUAUAUGUGAACGUCCAUCAUAUAGCUUUAUCGUAGGUAGAAAAACUUUUCAAACGUCAACAGGGAAAAAUCUGUUGACUUCGCAAGGAAAAACACCAAUUACGUUGAUUAAUGUAGAGCCAUUGUAGUAUCGGAUCAGCGCAAAAAUAAUGCGCUUUUCCGAACACAUGGCACGACUGAGCGUAACUGUUACAUAUACUAUUGUAUAUGAUUCUAGGAAACACUUUUUGUUGGAAACUUGUUAAUAGAUAUCCAAGCUUUCAGCUUUAAAUCGAAUGGUUACCUAGAGAUAUGUAGGUAAAUUAAGUGUGAAGAAACUCACGAUCAUAACAAAAGAAUUGAAUUGACAUUUUAUUAACAUCAUUCAAUAGUUUUAUUGAUAAUUAUAAAUAUCGAUAUAUUAUAAUUUGAUAUUUUUCACUAUCAAAUUUUUUCUACGUUUAUAGAUUUCAGCAAUGAAAGCAAGAGCCUUUCUUUCACAGUACAUUCCGAUAGAGUGAAAGAAUUCGAUCAAAUUAAUUUUAUUGAAAUUAUAAAGAUAAAGAAAAAAAUGUAUUAAUUAUCUCUAUAAUUUUUUUUAUUUUUGUUUAAAUAUAUCGAAAUUUAAUAGAGUGCAUCAAUUUUUUUUUUUUUUUUUGUUUUUUGAGUUUCUAAGAUAAAUAAUACCGCUAUAAUGAUAUAUGGCUGUCUGUGUGCCUCAUAUUAUAGAGUGAAUGAAUAUCUGCCUAUUAACACUUCUUUGUUCUCACAUUUAAUAACAUAAAUGUCUUGUGUACAAUAUUCAUGGGCAAAGCUAUAAUAAUCAGGCUUAAGAGAUUUAAAAAAAGAACUAUCAUCUGCAUGUUAACGCGUUCUAUGUAUAAUCGUACCGAUUGUACAUUCUUAUUCACGUUAAAGAAAAAGGCCUAAGCAGUUGAUAGUUAACGUCGGUCUAUAAGCAUACCGUUAAUUAAAAUUUAUCAUUAAACAUUGAAAAAAAAAAAAAAAAUAAAGCUAAAACAACCAUGAUUUAGUCUCAAGAUAUAGUUAGAAAAUUGCUAU